Messenger RNA from Octopus bimaculoides (California two-spot octopus), 2655 nucleotides. RefSeq names its product cadherin-87A. Lineage: Eukaryota; Metazoa; Mollusca; Cephalopoda; Octopoda; Octopodidae. Gene Ontology annotation, cellular component: cell-cell junction; plasma membrane. The record is from RefSeq and is a predicted model, not a curated record. Gene Ontology annotation, molecular function: calcium ion binding. Gene Ontology annotation, biological process: homophilic cell-cell adhesion.
UUUUUUUUCAUUAAUAUAUAGAAUCCUUGAUAUGCAAACAGUUUUAAAUGCAGAGAAGUUUCGAAGUUUCUCAGUAGAAAAAGUUAAGGAAUCUGAACCACCUGUAAUUGUUGACAACAAUGAAAAGAAUUUCAUAAUUUUUAUCGCGGUCAUUGUGGUGUUGGUUUUCAUAUUGAUCAUUAUGCUGAUUCUAUUUUAUACAAGUAGUCGCAGACUUUACAGGAAAUUAAGAGCAGCUAAAACCGCUACAAAUCCACCAGAUGAAACACCUGAAGAUGCAUACCCUGGAACCAAUUUGUAUUCAGAUGGACAGAUUAAUCCAUUAUACAACAAUUUCGAUGAAAAUGACAUGGGUGGUCCCUUACCAGAUAAAGAGAGUUUGAACAAAUUUGAUGGUAUGUAUCAUAAAAAUAUCAAUGCUGCACCAGACAAUUUUAACAACUUUGAUGAUGACCCAACAUAUUCAAUGCCAGAAGACAACUCCAAAUUAGAUCUGGACAGUGUUAUCAAAGAACGUGAUGCAGAAAUGAAUAGGGCAAACAAUAAUUCUAUGACUCCUUAUUAUAAUCCAGAUCCUGAUCUAGAUGUUGAAGCUACUGAAGUAUAACAAGCUAAAUAUUAUAUUUGCUUGUGAAUGUAAAAGAAAAUUAAUAAAUCCCAUCAAUAGUUAAUGUUUUUGAUUUUGAACAUUUCAUCAAAAUCAAAAACACAUAUUGGAUAAAUAUAUUCAUACAUUUAUAUGUAUUUUGUGUGUGCCUUUAUAUGCAUAUAUAUAUAUAUAUAGGGUCAUCCCAUAAUGCGUUUUUUUUGCACUUCUUUCAUUUUUCAAAAUUAAGAUAAACAAAGUUCUUUUCAAUCACAAAAAUACUCUCCUUCAUUUUCCACAAUGCUCUUCCAUCUAUCUAGUAGACUUGCAAGGCCCCUCUUCCAAAAUUCACUUGUCCAUGAUGAAAAAUACUCCUCAAGUACUGUUCUGACCUCCUCUACAGAAUUCAUAUUUUUUUCCGUCCAAAUGAUUUUGAAGAUUGAAGAAUAAAUGGGUGGGGCAUCAUUUCCCAUUCAAACUGCUCCAGCCUUUGGAACAUCAUCCUCACAGUAUGUGGCUGAGCAUUAUCCUAAUGAAAGAACAUCUUUUGUCUUGAAACCAAAGAUGGUCGUUUUUCUUUGUGUGCUGGUGUCAAUGAAUGGUAGAAUGACCAAAUGCAAGCUUCUCUGGUAGUUCCUCAACAGUUACAAUGGGAUUUUGUUCCACCAGAGUUUUUGCAGGAUGUCUUCAUCAAGCUGUACAGAUCUUCCAGGACAAGGUUCAUCUUCUAGGCUGUAGUUUCUGGCUCGAAAUUUCUGGAACCUUCAUUGACACUGGCUUACGCUUAUUGUCCGAUCCCCAUAUACUGCAUUAAUAUUCCUCGCACAUUCCAUUGCAUUGUUGCAUUUAUUGAACUCAUAAAGCAAAAUAUGCUGAAUAUUCUCCUUUGUCACUUCCAUUAUAGCUUUGAAAAAAUAACUGUUAAAAUUACUACCUGCUUUUAUAACAAGUUGAUGCAUUUAGUUUAUCUGGUCCCUCUCUGACUUUUAGUUCAUGCAAUCGAAAAAAACGCAUUAUUUAUGGGAUGACCCAAUAUAUAGUAUAAAUAGAAGUUGAAAAUGCACUGAGAGUAGUUAAAAUGUCUCUUUAUUAUAUUUAAAAAUUUAACUGGUUUCACAGUUUACACUGAUUUUCAAAUAGUUGAAAUAGAAAGAUGUGGCCUAUGUUGCCACUUUCUAUUUCAACUAUUAGAAAAUCAGUGCAAACUGUGAGACCAGUUAAAUCUUUAAAUAUAAGAAAAAAAAUAUUUUAACUAUUCUCAGUACAUUUCCAGCUUCUAUUUUUUCCUACAUUUCUACUCUUGUGGAAUAAAUUAAUUUUGUUUUCUCUCUCUCUCUCUCUGUGUGUGUGUGUGUGUGUGUGUGUGUGUGUGUGUGUGUGUGAUUGUGUGUGUGUGUGUGUGCAUGCGUGCGAUCUAUUUUUAUAAUUAACCACUUUUUAUAAUAUUACAUAAAAUUUUUAUCAUGAUUAUUCAAAAGCAUUUCAUAGUUGUUAAAAUAUCUAUAGUGUAAUAUAUUGAAGUUAUUCAGCUUUUAAGUCAUCAUCUUAUCUUGAGAGCCAAGCAUGACUUUUUUAGCUAUGUGUUAUUUUAAAUUUAUCAUGGAAUUGUCUACCAUACAACAGCCAAAACAGGUUGAACUCCAUCUGUAUCAGUUCUUUUGUCAAAGCUGAUUGAGAAGGAAAGAUACUUCAGGCUCAUAUGAAGAUCUGAACUGAGCAUUGCAAGCUAAUGAAUCUCUUAUUAUUAAUUACUUAAUAUUAUUCUUACUUUCUAUGAUGUACUGUAAUAACACCAAAGUACCUAUUUCUAAAUAAAAUGACUAAGUCAGCCAUUUACAGGUUAAAAAUCUUGGCAAUGUAUAUGGCUGAUGAUGGUAUAUUAAUCAGCAGCCUCUUGAUAGAUAGUCUAACGCCCUAUAAGCUCAGCCAAGCAGCAUUUUUUACAUCAGCAGUGCAAGGAACUGUGGUAAGAAUUUUUGAUUGAGUGUUAAUUUUGUAAAUAGAAUUUUUAACAAAAAUAUUUGUAUAUCCUGAAAACUGUGUAAAAAUAAAUUUAUUUAAAAAAGUAA